Molecule: messenger RNA, 579 nt
Organism: Sturnus vulgaris (Common starling)
Lineage: Eukaryota; Metazoa; Chordata; Aves; Passeriformes; Sturnidae
Product: bMERB domain-containing protein 1-like
Source: RefSeq, a predicted model, not a curated record
AUGGAGGGCAGCCGCGCUUCUCCCCGGUACGGAUCCAUGGAAUCCACCCGGUGGCCGCCGGCCGGAGCGGGGCCAGAGGCCGAGAUCGUGUCCAUGGCCGACUCCACCACCACCGUCGAUGACAUCGAGGGAGAGCUCUUCAGGAUCGAGCGGAUCCGGGAGAUCCUGGUGCGCAGGGAAUCAGAGCUGCGCUACAUGAUGGACGACAUCCAGCUUUGUAAGGAAAUCAGCCGGCUGAAAACAGAGCUCCAGAAACUCCUGGUCCUGCCAGAGAACCAGAAAUCCAAUGAGGAGAGGCAGAGGGAAGAGGAGCUGGUGCAGCAGAUCCACAAGCUGGUGGAAACGCGGGAUUUCCUGGUGGAUGACGUGGAGUUUGAGAGGCUCAGGGAAAGGGAAGAAGACAAGGAAAUGGCCGAGUUCCUGCAGAGCAAGCUCUCCAAAAGCUACCUCCAGAGAGCAACUCCUGUCCGAGAGAAGAAGAUGACAUCGAGGGGACAGCAAACCUCGGCUCCCUACAUGAGCAAGACAGGCCUGACCCUGCUCAAGGAGUGCUGUGGCUUCACCUGCUCCAUCAUGUAG